CUGAUCAGACAGAGCUCACACAUACCAGAACAGAAGCACUGUUGAUGAGGAAGAUACUGUCAUCCUUUGCUAGGAUCGCAAGACCGUGUUCGCGGACUCCCUCUGGACUUGUCAGUCCACGAAGAUGGAUCUUUGAACAUGCACGCAGCGUUACGCCAACACGUACGCGGCAAUGCCUAUUGCAUGCUUCCCAGCACGUCGGCUCCAAAGGAUCUGCAUCAGCGGCCAGCAACACAUACACCGAACCCACGAUAUACGCGCUAUCAACCGCCCCUGGACGAGCUGCUAUUGCAGUAAUACGCGUUUCGGGACCCGCAAGUUUGCAAAUCUACCACGCGUUAUGUCCAGGCAAGAAACCACCUAAGUCGCGUGUGGCAACAGUGCGAACCCUGUAUGAUCCAAGCGGACCACCGUCUCAAGACUCCGUGCUAGACUCAAGCGCCCUCGUCCUCUAUUUUGAAGGACCGACCACGGCAACCGGUGAGGAUGUGCUGGAACUCCAUGUCCAUGGUGGCCCGGCUAUUGUUAAAGCCAUCCUUGCCGCUAUCUCGAGGUGCAGGACCUCAAGUGGGAGCAUGAUCAGAUACGCAGAGCCCGGAGAGUUCACUAGAAGGGCCUUCAUGAAUAAGCGGCUCGAUCUGACACAAGUGGAAUCAUUAGGAGACACACUGGCUGCUGAUACCGAGCAACAGAGACGACUUUCUGUUCGCGGCACCACUGGAAGCCUUGCGAAACAGUAUGAAGCAUGGCGGCAACAACUGCUGUAUGCGCGUGGCGAGCUCGAAGCUCUGAUUGAUUUCAGUGAAGAUCAGCAUUUCGAUGAGAGUCCCAGCGAGCUUAUGACUUCUGUCGCUGCGCAAGUGGAAGUGCUGCGCAAGUCACUCUUGAUCCACAGUCAGAAUGCCGUACGUGGCGAGCUUCUUCGUCACGGGAUCAAAAUCUCACUACUCGGAGCGCCCAACGCUGGCAAAAGUUCCUUGCUAAACCGCAUUGUCGGUCGCGAAGCGGCAAUUGUCAGUAACGAAGCUGGUACCACGCGUGACAUUGUGGAAAUCGGGCUUGAUUUGGGAGGCUAUCUCUGUCGUUUUGGCGAUACAGCUGGUUUACGACGCGCAAUUGAGGCAGAUCUGGGAAGUGGAAAAUCUGCCGAGAAGAUCAACCAAAUCGAGCAGGAAGGUAUGCGGAGGGCGAAGGCCAGAGCCGAGGAGAGCGACCUGGUCGUUGUGGUAUUCAGCUUUGAACAGACUGAGGAUGGUCGUAUCUGCCUCAACCUCGACCCCGAAGUCUGCCAAAUGGCCGAGCGUUUGAAGAGCGAAGGGAAGAACGUCGUGGUUGUCGUCAAUAAAGCGGACUUGGUCCAUGAUGGAACGAGCGUGGAUGUCGAUGCCAUACAACAUAUCAGGAAAAGACUGCCACUGGUAGCCGACGAGUCGAUCCAGGUCUUGUCGUGCCUCGAUACAGAUGAGGCGAGGAAUGCCUUACGCUCGUUUCUCAAAGGACUUGUCACAGAGUUCGAGAAGCUAACAGCAGCUAUCUCGCCCGAGCUCGGUAUCGACGGCCACAGCCCAGAUCAGUCAAUCUGGCAAGAAUCCCUGGGAGCGUCUGAGCGGCAUCGGUUGCUACUCGAUCAAUGCAUCGCCGCCCUAGACCAGUUCAUGUCAGAAGCACAAGUGGAAUCGAAGUCAACUAUGAACGAAGGCGAAGAAGCCGACAUAGUCCUCGCAGCAGAACAUCUACGCGCGGCAGCUGACUGUCUCGCCAAAAUCACAGGGAAAGGCGAAUCUGGCGACGUUGAAGAAGUGCUAGGAGUGGUAUUCGAGAAAUUCUGUGUGGGAAAAUGAACCAUAAUCAUUGCAUCGUUUCUGUCGUAUCUCAUAGCCUUCGCUGGUACAUUACACAAGAAAUCUCGAGCUCCACAUUAUCCACUCACAGGACGCAAUGGGGC
Molecule: messenger RNA, 1945 nt
Organism: Cercospora beticola
Lineage: Eukaryota; Fungi; Ascomycota; Dothideomycetes; Mycosphaerellales; Mycosphaerellaceae
Gene: MSS1
Product: Mss1p
Biological process (GO): tRNA wobble uridine modification; tRNA methylation
Cellular component (GO): cytoplasm; mitochondrion
Molecular function (GO): GTP binding
Source: RefSeq, a predicted model, not a curated record